Molecule: messenger RNA, 1200 nt
Organism: Trametes versicolor FP-101664 SS1
Lineage: Eukaryota; Fungi; Basidiomycota; Agaricomycetes; Polyporales; Polyporaceae
Exons: 6
Coding region: 1-1200 (399 amino acids)
Source: RefSeq, a predicted model, not a curated record
AUGCCUAAGCCCGAGCCUCCCGCCCUCAUACCCUUCGAGCCUGUCAAGAGCGCCCCGCAAGGGGGCAAAUGGACGAAGCAGGACCUCGUUGACCACGUCAAAACGGCGAUGGCCGUCGAGCUUGGUACUUUGCCCAUCUACUUCUGUGCCCUGUACAGCAUCCACCGUGACAACGGCGGUGUGGGCUCGAAGGCCCGCGCACACAUCCUUUCGAUCGCCGAGCAGGAGAUGUUGCACCUUGCACUUGCGGGCAACAUGCUGUGCUCGCUCGACGGCAAACAGGCGCUCUACGACAAGUGCUUCAUGCCGACGUACCCGUCGGAGAUCUUGUUCGACAAGAUACCGAUGAAGCUCCAGCCGGCCAACAAGGAGAACCUGGAAUGCUUUUUGAAGAUCGAAGCUCCGUAUAUGCCGCCGCCAGUCCCGCCGCCCGAGCCGCUCAUGUUCACGGCCAUGGCUAUGGCCAUCGAACCAAAGUCAUUCAUACCUGAGUACCGCAGUAUCGGGCAGUUCUACAACAACGUCGAAGCGGGCAUCCAAGAACUCUCUGCUAAAGACCCGGAUCUGUUCUCCGGCAGCAGAGCGAACCAGCUGCGGGGCUCCGAGUUCUUCGAUAGCAAGAUGACCGUCGUCUACGACAAGGUCACCGCGCUCGAGGCGCUCACCACGAUCGUCGACCAGGGCGAAGGUAGCAUCGGUAUCCCAGAGUCGCACUACACCAUCUUCGUCGACCUCUAUCAGCAGCACAAGCAAUGGCGAUGCGUGGACUACGUCGACGAGCCGAGCACGGCCGCGUACGAGAGCAAGAACAAAGUCGCCUAUCAUCUUUCGCGCGCCGUGGACGCGUCGUACUGCUUCCUGCUGCAGACCAUCGAUCGCUGUUGGGAGGGCUCCGUGGCAGACGGCGCUGGGCGCAAGCAGCUCCUCCGCAACAUCCACCAGCUGAUGGUUGAGGUCCUUUCCCCUACCGCCCACGUCCUGGUGCAACAGCGCAUUGGCAACAAGUUCGCAGCGCCGUGCUUCGAGUUCUACCCCCAGGAAGACGGGCUGCCGCUGCCACCGAGACAGUUGUUCGAGGCGCUCAAGAAGGAGAUUGACGCGGCGCAGAAGGCGAUUGAUCCUAAAGACUCUACCUUGAAGGAUAGCGCUGCCGCCAUCGGGAGGAUCGCGUUCUGCCUGAACAACUUCAGGGCGGUCUAG